Messenger RNA from Triticum dicoccoides, 1284 nucleotides. RefSeq lists its product as uncharacterized. NCBI's taxonomy places the organism in Eukaryota, Viridiplantae, Streptophyta, Magnoliopsida, Poales, Poaceae. The transcript is spliced from 5 exons. The record is from RefSeq and is a predicted model, not a curated record. The coding region runs from base 1 to 708 and encodes 235 amino acids.
AUGAGAGCGGCCCCCGCCACCGCCUCCGGCGCGGCGGCCUUCCCCACCUCCGCCGACGUCGCCCUCGCCGGCGCGCUGCUCUGCCUCGCCGACUCCCCGCCCGCGCCGCUCCUCCCCACCGUCAGCGACGAGCUCCCCUCCUACUCCGGCUCCUCCUCCUCCUACUCCGUCACCUCGGCGAGGUCGUGCGUGUCCGACGCGGCGCGCCGCAGCCGCCCCAUCGACCCCCUACGCGUGCUCGCCGUCAUCGCCUCCCUCCGCCGCAUCGACCCCAAGGUACUGGCGCAGGCGACCAGCAAGCUGUUCCAGGGCGAGCCGGCGAAGAGGCGGAAGGGAGUGUGGAUCGAGGUCAUCAACGGCGAGGAGGAGGACGGGGAGGAGAGCGAGAGGGCCAGCGUGGUGGCCAGCGAGGGGAGCACCAUCACGGGAGCCGCGUCCUCCCGCUCCACGGCCACGUCGGGGAGAUGCCGCCGACCUCCGCUGGCGAGCGGUGGUUGUGAGAGUCUGGUGCGGAGAGCGGACUCGAUCAUGAAGUGGCUCUCGCGGCCGAAGGCGGCACCGGCCACGGAGACGGCCAUCCGCGCCGCCGUCGGCGACAACGCUGUAACCAGCAAGGCUCUGCGCUGGUUGCUGAAGCAGAAGAGAGGGUUGCGUCGUGCAGGCACUGGUGGCCGCCCGGAUCCGUAUGUGUACAUGAUUGCAGGCUGAAGUGGUGAAGUUAAGUAAGCUGUGUUAUAGCAAGGAGUUGGCACCUAUAUACUCCCUCCGUUCCAAAAUAGAUGACUCAACUUUAUACUAAAGUUAGUACAAAGUUGGGUCAUCUAUUUUGGAACGGAGGGAGUAUAUAUCUACUGGAAAGGUCAAGUUAGCUUUUGAAGAGUAUUUAGUAAUUUCUAGCACCUGCUGUUUAAUCGAUCCAGUUUUGCCUAGCCUCCCCGCAGAUAACAAAUGUAGGAUAGGGAUAGAUAUUUACGUGUUCGCAAUAGCUUGCAAAGCACUGGUGAAAAGCUCUUGGAUAGAAAGGUAAAUGGAUAGUCAUAUAGAUGGCAGUUUCAUGAUUAUGAAGUCAUUAUUCAUGUAUGCUGAGAAUCAGUAUAAUCCUCGCAAGAAGCAUGAGAAAUAAUUGGUACUGUUGGAAUCAGUAUAAUAAAAAUAUAAUGAGUUCAGUUUCGGGGUACUGGUUUGCAGAGAAUUUAUCAUCUGGCUUUCCUCUGUGAGGCCAUGUGGUAUGCUGUUGAAAUUGUCUCAUUUGAUAUUAUGAUAUUCAAUUAUUUCAUGUGCUUC